Molecule: messenger RNA, 1347 nt
Organism: Rhizoctonia solani
Lineage: Eukaryota; Fungi; Basidiomycota; Agaricomycetes; Cantharellales; Ceratobasidiaceae
Product: cytochrome b5
Exons: 4
Coding region: 1-1347 (448 amino acids)
Biological process (GO): lipid biosynthetic process; fatty acid metabolic process
Cellular component (GO): endoplasmic reticulum; membrane
Molecular function (GO): iron ion binding; fatty acid 2-hydroxylase activity; heme binding
Source: RefSeq, a predicted model, not a curated record
AUGUCCCAACUCACGAAACGCGUCAAGAUCUAUACGUCUCUAGACGUCGCCACACACGCAAAAGACACGGACUGUUGGGUAUCCCGCAAUGGCAAAGUGUACGACGUGACUCCGUUUUUGGCGGAUCAUCCAGGAGGAGACGACCUCAUCCUUCGCUAUGCGGGCAAAGACUUGGGUGAUAUUAUGGCCGACAAGAGUGAGCACGACCACUCGGACUCUGCUUACGAAAUGCUGGAAGAGUACGUGAUUGGCCGACUUGGGACCGACGCGCUCACUGUCAGUGACGACUGGGUGGCCACGGAUGACUUCCAUCCAGACGACACUGACACCGCGGCCGACUUUGAAAAGGCCCAAUUCCUCGAUUUGCGCAAACCAUUGCUGCGUCAAGUCUGGGAAUCCAACUUUAGCAAAAGCUUUUAUCUUCAGCAAGUUCAUCAGCCUCGACAUGUUAAAGAGUCUGCCAGAUUGUUUGGGCCCGACUAUCUCGAAGUGUUUACCAGGACGACGUGGUAUGUUGUCCCGAUCGUUUGGCUCCCCAUCGCCAGCGCGCUAUUCGUGAGGUCUGCGAUGCAAUUCAGCGCACCUGGUUCGGUUCCGCCUCUGUCUACCACGGCGAGAACACUGUUCUCAGGUGCCAACUCAACCUAUACUCCUGGAUUCGCUGGUAUCAAUGCCGGGGUUGGAAUCACUAACGCAGCACUUGCGAAAACUGCAACCUGCUUCUUGCUUGGAAACGUCAUCUGGACCAUUCUCGAGUACGCAUUGCAUAGGUUUCUGUUCCAUAUCGACGAACUAUUACCGGAUCGUCCGUUUUUCUUGAUGUUGCACUUCUUGUUGCACGGAAUUCACCAUUAUUUACCUAUGGAUAGGCUACGCCUUGUGAUGCCCCCCAUUCUUUUUGCUGCCCUGUCCUUCCCAUUCACGAGGCUUGCAUAUGUGCUGUUCCCAGUCUCAGUUGCAAACGGGAUCAUUUCUGGCGCAUUCGGUUUCUACGUAUUGUACGACUGCAUGCACUACGCCCUUCACCACACCAAACUUCCACAAUACAUGCGUGAGAUGAAGAAGUACCAUCUCGCACAUCACUACAAGAACUUUGAACUCGGUUUUGGAGUUACCAGUGAGUUUGCGUAUCUCCUAUUGCACCAUAUUCUCGUCCUCCCGUUCCACCCUAUUUUCGGAACGGCCUCUCACCAGUGGCCGACCGAGUAUGGUCGGCCAAAGAUCGAACCAUCACCACUCCGGCUCCAGCUCCAUUUCAAUUAUACAUUCGUCAUCAUACUAACUCACUUAUUCGUAUUCGUAGGUAAAAUAUGGGACUACGUAUUCAACACUGUCCUUCCUGUUUAA